UAAAGCUCUUCCAUUUCAUCUUCCUUCCUCGCUCCUACUUAACACUAAACCCACUCCAAAACCCUAGCGAAGAGUAUCUCAAAAGGAGAAAGACAAGAAGGAAAACCAUGUCCGAGGUUGAGCUCUCUCGUUCAGAAAAGAAAAAGCACAAGAAAAAGGCCUUGCAAGAUUCCGAAACCAAAGAAUCCGACCAAGAUUUCAUGAUCAAACCCCAGAGCACCACCCCUUCCAUCGACACUUCCCAGUGGCCAAUCCUUCUCAAAAACUACGACCGUCUCAACGUGCGAACCGGACACUACACUCCCCUUCCCUGCGGCUUCUCCCCUCUCAAGCGACCUCUUGCUGAAUACAUCAGGUAUGGUGUUCUGAACCUUGAUAAACCCUCUAACCCUUCUUCCCAUGAGGUUGUUGCUUGGAUUAAGCGUAUUUUACGUGUCGAAAAGACCGGGCAUAGUGGAACUUUGGACCCCAAAGUCACUGGGAAUCUCAUUGUGUGUAUUGAUAGAGCCACACGACUUGUUAAAUCCCAACAGGGUGCAGGCAAAGAGUAUGUCUGCGUUGCCCGUUUGCAUUCCAAAGUGCCUGAUGUCGCUAAGGUUGCUAGGGCUCUUGAAACUCUGACAGGAGCUGUUUUUCAGAAGCCGCCCUUGAUUUCGGCCGUUAAAAGACAGCUUAGGAUUAGAACUAUUUAUGAAAGUAAGCUUCUUGAGUAUGAUGCAGAUAGGCUGGUUGUGUUUUGGAUUUCUUGUGAGGCGGGUACCUAUGUUAGGACUAUGUGUGUUCAUUUGGUGAUUCUUGGGGUCGGUGGUCAUAUGCAGGAACUUAGGAGGGUUAGGUCUGGGAUUUUAGGUGAGAAAGAUAAUAUGGUGACAAUGCACGAUGUUAUGGAUGCUCAAUGGGUUUAUGAUAAUUAUAGAGACGAGAGUUAUAUGAGGAGGGUGAUUAUGCCUCUUGAAGUUCUUUUGACUAGUUAUAGAGGUUGGUUGUGAAGAUUCUGUGUUAAUGCUAUUUGUUAUUGGGCAAAGUUGAAUCCGGGGUUGUUGAGGUUUGAGAAUGAUGAGGUCGGGGAGGAAGUUGUGUUGAUGACUACUAUAAGGAGGCGAUUCGUUGGAAUUGCAGAAAUGACAACUGCAGUGAUGGCUACUUGUGACCACGUGGUGGUGGCAAAGAUAAAGAGGGUGGUUAUGGAUAGGGAUACUUAUCCGAGGAAGUGGGGUUUGGGACCAACUGCGUCCAUGAAGAAGAAAUUGAUUGCAGAAGGAAAAUUGGAUAAGCAUGGAAAGCCAGAUAGCACUCCUAAAGAGUGGUUGAGAAAUGUUGUGUUGCCAACUGGUGGAUUCUAUGGUGCAACCCUUGCUGCUUCUGCUGAACCAGCUGUGAAGGAUAGCGACACGGCUGUUGUAGAGAAGGAGAUUACAGUGGUGGGGAGGAAAGAAGAAAAGGCAAAGAAGAAAAGUGACAGUGAAGAGAUGGAAGAUGAAGAGGAACGCAAGCGCAAAUUGGAUGAAAGCAGUGAUACCUGUCCAGUUGUUGCUAAGAAAGCUAAAGUUGAAGAAGCAGAAGUUGAAGUUGAGAAGAAAGAGAAAAAGAAAAAGAAGAAGGAUAAAGAGGAUAGUGAUGCAGAAACUGAACAGAAGACCGAGAAGGCGAAAAAGAAGAACAAAAAUAAGGUUGAAUCUAGUUCCCCGGAUACAGAGAAGUCUGAGAGAAAAAAGAGAAGAAGAGCAAAGAGAGCGAGGAGGCAACUGCGUUUUUGUAACGGUGCAAAUGAUGCAGGGCUGAUAAAAGUGAAAGAAGAAAAGGAAGAAAAAAACAAAGAUGCAGUAGAGGAGUAGGUGAGCAGGUUUCAGAACUUUCCUUUUAUUAGGAAAUUAUUUUUUUGUAUGUUUGGCACCUACAGUAACUCUUUAGUAGUGUUUGCAGUUUCUCAAUGUAGUUUCUGCGGAAACAAUUUUUAUGAUUUAGUUUUUUGUAAUGGAGUGCUUGUAUUAUCUAAAAUAUCUUUGAUCGUUCUCCAU
This is a messenger RNA of Theobroma umbraticum, 2018 nucleotides long. RefSeq names its product NAP57 homolog (gene NAP57). Gene Ontology annotation, molecular function: RNA binding; pseudouridine synthase activity. Gene Ontology annotation, biological process: rRNA pseudouridine synthesis; box H/ACA sno(s)RNA 3'-end processing; snRNA pseudouridine synthesis. Gene Ontology annotation, cellular component: box H/ACA snoRNP complex. NCBI's taxonomy places the organism in Eukaryota, Viridiplantae, Streptophyta, Magnoliopsida, Malvales, Malvaceae. The record is from RefSeq and is a predicted model, not a curated record.